AGGGGCCGUGGAAGGCAGCUCCCAGCUGGUCUUAUCUAUGGUGUAAUGGCCAGAGGGGCCGUGGGUGGCAGGAGGGGCAGCCACUGGGAAGCCGAUCACGGCUGCCCAAUAAAAAUCUCCAUGUGCUGCGCCCGCACAGCUGCCGGCCCCGGAGUUGCUGAACUUUAGGGCUCGUGGGUUGGCGAGGGAGCCCCACUCGCUAUUAUCCCGGCAGGGAGCCGGCGUGCGCCCUAGCGCUGCGCCACUGGGGCUCCCCAAGGCGGAGGCGCACGAAGCCCCUGUGCGCGCUGCUCUCUCCCGCUUCUCCAGCUGCUAGCGAUGUGGGGCCGAUCUCCCUUCCCUAGCUAGGGCAUCUCCCUGCGCCCCACGCCUCGGCAUUUAAUCUCUCCCCGCACCCACCCACUUCUCCUCCUCGCCACCCGGCGCCUGCCUCUUCCCGGGACCCCACGGAGCGUCUCCAGUAGCCGCGGGUCCCGGGCGCCCCCCGCGCCCCUCUCGGAGGGGGCAGGAGAGUGAUGGUCGGCUCCGCUCAGGUCCAAGUGGUUGAAAGGUGAAUCCGCCUCCAUUUCCGCCCGGCGACGGAGCCCUGCCCACCGCAGGGAGCAGAGGGAACCGGCGCACCGCCACUCCGGGCGCAGCAGGGCUGGGGGACGCCUGCAAAAUGGUCAGCUCCGCCGGGGAGAUUGCAGUGGUCGCGCUGGGUAUUUUACUAGCUGUGUGCCAUGCCUUGGAGAACACAACAUCUGCCUUGAGUGGUCCCCCAGUGGCUGCCGCAGUCCGAUCCCAUUUUAACGACUGUCCCGACUCCCACAGUCAGUUCUGCUUCCACGGGACCUGCAGGUUUCUGGUGCAAGAGGAGAAGCCAGCAUGUGUCUGCCAUUCUGGGUUCGUCGGGACACGAUGCGAACACGCAGACCUCCUUGCAGUGGUAGCUGCCAAUCAGAAGAAACAAACCAUCACUGCCUUGGUGGUGGUUUCAGUGGUAGCAUCCGUCGUCCUUAUUGUGGCUUGUGUACUAAUACACUGCUGUCAGAUAAGAAAACAUUGUGAAUGGUGCCGAGCCUUCAUCUGUAGACACGAGAAGCCCAGCGGGCUCCUAAAGGGGGGAACUUCCUGUUGCCAUUCAGAGACAGUGGUCUGAAGGAGAAUUGGAUUUGACCAAUAUAUUAAUUGCCAUGGCCAGAUGGUACUACUGCAGUAUAAUAAAGGAGGCCUACCCCAUUCCAGAGAAGAACAUUUUUCCACGGAAGAAAAUGCUCUGGAGGGGACUAAUAUCAAGCAUACGCUACAUUACCUUGACUCUUCAUAUGCAUCCUGUAUUAUAUGCUGAGCUUUCAGAACCUUGCCAAAUCGAGGGCACCAUCUCCAUGGGGCUAUCCAAUGUGAAGCCAUGAACUAAUGAGUAGACCACAUCUCCACAAGCAUGGAAUCUUAAAGACUGUUUUACGAGACUUCAGACUCGGCCACAAGAGAACUGCACGUGGGUCAGCUUCAUGUUUAUGUAGAUGUGACAAUCUGUGUGUUGGGGAGUAGGUUUGACACCAGUGAUUGGAAAAAAGUGUGUACAGUUCAGGUUGGAGAUAACUUAUGAGAACACUGUCCAUAUCGGUCCUGCUUUGAGGCUUUACGGAAUGUACCUGAAGGCUGGGUCUUUGGUUCAUGCAUUUGUUACAUAUUUGACUCGUUGGGAGGAGCGGUUGCAGGUCUCUGUUCUCAGAAGAGAGAACCCAAUCCUUUUGAAGGAACAUCCUGUCUGCCUGUGCUGCUGCUGCCAUUGAGACAUUCACCCUGCCAGAUGAAAUCUGGGGGGGAAUACAGGACGAGGUGGACUGGCCCAGGGUUAUCCUGUCCCUUUCUGAUGAUAUUCAAUUUCUCUUCAUCAGGAGACAAGUUGCAAGAGAAAAAUAGCAACGCUCGAGCCAGUGUGUGUGUAUGGGUGUGGGGAAUGUGUUCAAGCCCCGCAAUCCUUUGCAUUUUAAACAUGAUGGCAGAAAAUAUUCCAAGUUAUUGAGGCAGAAAAAUGUGUUUGGGGGUUAAAUGUCUUUGGUGGUGUUGGAAAGCUGAAAAAAUGGGACAUGGAGAUAACCAUUGGCGGCCAUUGGGGUGAUGGAAAUCUAGGCAUUUAGAGCCUGAUCCGAAGCUUAUUCAAGUCUUUCCAAUGUCUGUAAUGGGUUUGGAUGAGGCCCUUAGACAUGUGGCUUUUUUGCAUUUCUUUAUGCUCACUAGGGACUGUUCAGAAAACUUUAGGAGUUGCUAUGUUAUGACAGCAGGAAAUCUAGGGCUCAAUCCUGCAAACCCUUCCACAUGGGAAUAGAUGUAAGUGAAUAAGAUAAUGGGAUCUGAUUUUGAUCUUGCUUACACUGAUGUAACUCCAUUGGUUACUCCUAGUUUACUCUAGUGAGAUCAGAAUCAGGCCGCCUUAAGUAAAUGGGACUAUUCCCUGGAGUAUGGAUUAUAACUUGUAGGUAAAUGUUUACACACCCCUAGACUGUCUUUGAGUCUGAGAAGAUAAACACACACUGUACAUGAUGCAAUUGGAUAACAAAUUUGACAGUCCCACCUGUGAAAUAUUCUUCUGAAUGAUGAUCUGAAGUUUCCUUCCAGAUUUGCCUGGCAAAAUACAGUCCUAGAACCAAAUUCACUUCUAUGGGCAUAGGUAAGGCCUAUCCCUCCACUGAUGUCAGUGAAAUUUCCCAACAGAUGUAAGCAGGAGAAUUUGGCCCUAGGUUUGUCCUGAUGAUUGAAGAGCAUAAUUUCACCCUUUUUUGUUUAGAAGCAAAAUGUUACGGGAGGAAUGCUUGCAACUUUAACCCAGAUCCAUAAUAGGAACAACAUUUUGUUUCUCUAUAGAAGAUAAAUGGGAAACAACUGCCUUACUUAUUCAUUUUCAAACUCUUACCUAAAAGAGACGACAAUCUUAUGAACUUCUGGUUUCCUAUAAUAUAGCAACCUAAUGACUGGCACCAGAGGAAAUUUCAAAAUAGAUACGAGUGAUGGUUUGUUCCAUAAUCUGAUCUGAGAGAGAUCAGCAUGUUUAAACCCUUUGCUGGACCUUGCACCUUGACUCUGAGUCUGACGCAGUCUUACAAUGAACCUGAUUCUACACCUAUUGAGUCCACUCCCCUUGAUUUCCUAUGGACGUAGAUUGACCCUCAACCAAGAUGGCUUUCGUCAAUCUCCGCCCAGGAUUUCCCCCCCACACACACUCAGUUUAAUUCUUUGAUUUAUUUUUAAAGCUGAUUUGAAAAAUUAAUUUUAAAAUAGCAGCAUCUAUGUCUGAGAGGUGGAUAUGGAUUAUUCCCUUUGGCAGUGAAGCUGCAGGCCCUGCAUCUUGAGGGUGUGGCAGCAUGGGGUGUGGUCUUGUCAAUUUCUGAUCUGUACAUGUGACUCCAUCAAUGAUUCUAGGAGUCUGUCAAAGAGGAAAAACCCAACGCAUCUAAUGUCCUGAUUCUGUAAAGCAGCCCUUCUCAGCAAAGCACUUAAGCAUCUGCUUAAACUUUUAAAGUAGGUGCUUAAGUGCUUUCCUGAAUUGGGGAGUAAUUUCUGAAUUAGCCACAAUUCUCCAAUAUCAUCUAAAACAUUAGAGCGCCCUGUCUUCUGUUGACUCAAAACGACUGGAGAAGAAAUAUCUGGACUGAAGUGCAAUGUAACUGUCCUGCAGCAGCUUAAUUCUGCUCCAUCUGAGAUCCCUUAAAUCUCUUUUGUAGGGAGGGACCCUAUUGGUCUGUCCUUGGUUUCUGAGCACUUCAGGAAACUUGGGGCCAAAUUUCCUGCUGGCGUAAGUGGCCAUAAAUUCUACUGAUAUCAGUGGUACACUGACCAUUUCUGUUUGGUGGCAAAUUCAGCCCUUAAUAUUAAAGCGUUGUUGCCGAUGGUCAUAAUUACAAGGGUUGUAUAAAUAGCUUAGCCCUGCCUCUUAGAACACAGGCUUUAACGUCUAACAUAGGGCUCCCAAGAAAAGUUCAACCUCAUUUUUAGUGUCCCUUUUCACCUUUAAAACAUGCCGAAUGCUCCAGCCAUGAGGAAUGGGGAUGGUGUUUUUUAGCACGCUGAUGAUUUUUUUUAAAAAAUGCAUUAAAAUGUCUUAUGGAAGCUGUGCAUUUAGGUCCCAAUUCCACAAGAGGCCAAGUCCCUUAUGUUGCCUCUGGCCAGCCCUCAGCACCCGCAGGGUAGUGCUCUUCCUCUCUCCUUUGCUUUUUAUAUGGGGAAUAAGACUAAAGAAUUGAUUUCUUGUAGCCUAAAUUAUUUAGACUUCUCUUCCUGCCUUGAGGCAGGUGCCCAUGGGGGCUGCUAUGCUUUAUUUCACAAGCCUUGUUCCUUUCAUAGGACCGGACCCUGCAACCAGUACCAACAUACAUGAGCAGAGGGAUGGUUCUUGUGACUAACGGUUGGGCUUAUAAUUCUCUGACCACCCCACCUUGUCCUCAGAUCUUCCAGGGACGUUCCUUCUCAGGAAGAUGUAUUGUCGUUAGCGCUGGGUGCACCCCAAGAAGUUCAUAGGAAUUCAUUCAAAAGCCUGGGUCAGAUUUGCCUUGUGGAUGACGUUCUGAUGCUCUUCACCCAUCCCUAAUGGCAGUAUGGUUUUAAGCCUGGCUGCUGCUUUAACAUCCCAACUCGGAUGUUUCGCAUGUUAAGAUGGCAUUAACACACAGGUAUCUGAUACUCCACUAGGCAUGUCUCUGCUACAUUUUCUUUCCCCAUAAUGGCUUUUCCAUACACACAAGUAUAGACAAUCUAUCCUGUGCCGUGUUGCAGGCUUUAAAUUAAUUGAAACUGUUCCAGGAUAAGAGAUUUAAAAUUAUGCUUGUUCCUUGACUGUUUCUUUACUGGUAAAGUUGCAAUGCAAGGAGAGGGAGAGCAAGGAGAUCAAAUAAAUUGUGGAUUUUUGAUGGUAGGAAAACAAAAAGCUACAGGCUGAAUCUUUGCUGUCACUGAAAUCUAUGGAAGUUUUGCAGUUGACUUCAUUGGCACAGGGGUUCAGCUCUGUGGUUCUAAGGCAAUCUGGAAUUGUCACAAAAGGGUCUCGUUGAAUGUAACGUUGGAAAGAUGAGCACUUCUGGUGACUCAGCACAUGAAAUCCUGGCCCCAUUGUUUUGCCCUCUACCUCCAUGUAGCCCAGCUUUCAGCCUGAGUGUUUAAGUACAAAAAAGACAGCAUGGCCUAGAUUGCGCUCUGUAAGACUGCUGCGAAUUCAGAGCAACUCUGUUCAUGGGGGAGACAUUUUAAAAUCAGUGGGGUUAAUCCAGAUUUAACAGCAAAAUUAGGGUCUAUAUAAUUUACAGCAAAAAAAAACACCUCAUUUGGAGCUGGCAUGUCAAGAUCAAUAAAUGUGAUUGAGGGGGGGAGAGAAGGGGGAUUUUUAAAGGCACAAAGGCUGGAUAGGUGCCCAAUUUCCACAGAAGGUCGGUGAGAGUUAGUUGGGCACCCAACUUCCACAUGUGCCUUUUGAAAAUCACCCCACUUCUUGGAACAUUUUUGCCCCUAUAAUGUGGGCCGUUUACCCAGUGUCCCUGAUGGUCUGACAGAUUGCCUGAAACGUGUAACUGGCAUAUUUUCCCCCCAUUUUGGAUAGUUUUACCAAAAAACCUACUAUGAGAGUGCUAUUCAUUUUUUUUAAAAUAUCACACAUUUAUUCAGUCUUGAAAUUUUAUGGCACUAGGACAGAAAUACCACGUCAUUGCAGGGACCAUGCUCAUCUGAGACAUAUAUUAUCUUUAUUAAUAAUAAAAUCAGCUUUAAUUCUAGGAAACUUCCUCCAGCUGAAUGGUUUAACCUUUUUCAGUCUCUAAGUUUAUUAUAAAUAACCAACCUGAAGCUUUUUUUUAGUCAUGGUUACUCUGUCAUCUGUAUAUGUUGCACUGAAAAAGUUAAUAUUUAAUGUUUUAAUUUAUUUUGCGUGGUUAAAUUAAUUUUGAUUUCUGUACUAUGUUGUGAUUGGCUGUUUUCUCUUUAAUACCUGAAUUCUAGUUAGAGUGAUAAAGUACACUUUUUUCAGAUU
Mauremys reevesii (Reeves's turtle) is the source of this 5998-nucleotide messenger RNA. RefSeq names its product transforming growth factor alpha (gene TGFA). Bases 662 to 1141 code for a protein of 159 amino acids. NCBI's taxonomy places the organism in Eukaryota, Metazoa, Chordata, Testudines, Geoemydidae. The transcript is spliced from 6 exons. Gene Ontology annotation, biological process: positive regulation of cell population proliferation; positive regulation of mitotic nuclear division; epidermal growth factor receptor signaling pathway. The record is from RefSeq and is a predicted model, not a curated record.